Messenger RNA from Dicrocoelium dendriticum, 543 nucleotides. Lineage: Eukaryota; Metazoa; Platyhelminthes; Trematoda; Plagiorchiida; Dicrocoeliidae. The record is from the annotation of a GenBank genome assembly.
AUGGGCAACGAAGCUUCUCUUCCUGAGCUGUGCUCUACUUUUGAUGUUGAAGAGAUCAAAAGGUUGGCUAAAAGGUUCAAAAAAUUAGAUCUCGAUGGUUCUGGUUCCCUGAGUGUCAAGGAGUUUAUGAGUUUACCAGAGCUGAAGCAAAAUCCUUUGGUUGCCCGUGUCAUAGAAAUUUUUGACACGGAUGGGAAUGGUGAAGUGGACUUCAAAGAAUUUAUAAACGGAAUGUCACAGUUUAGCGUCAAGGGUGAUAAAGAUGCUAAGCUGCGCUUUGCCUUUAAGAUAUAUGACAUGGACAAGGACGGCUAUAUCAGCAACGGUGAACUAUUUCAGGUUCUCAAAAUGAUGGUCGGUAACAACCUGAAGGAGACUCAGUUACAACAAAUAGUUGACAAGACAAUUAUGUUUGCAGACAAGGAUGGUGAUGGACGCAUUUCGUUUGAAGAGUUCUGUGAAGUUAUCCCCCACAUUUGGUGCACUGUCUCUCGAUCUGCGCGUUAUACCCCCGCCGGUUUAUGCUUCCAUUUCCUUUUGUAA